This is a messenger RNA of Suncus etruscus (white-toothed pygmy shrew), 2725 nucleotides long. RefSeq names its product telomere maintenance 2 (gene TELO2). The transcript is spliced from 21 exons. Gene Ontology annotation, biological process: protein stabilization; telomere maintenance via telomerase. Lineage: Eukaryota; Metazoa; Chordata; Mammalia; Eulipotyphla; Soricidae. Gene Ontology annotation, molecular function: telomeric repeat DNA binding; Hsp90 protein binding. Gene Ontology annotation, cellular component: cytosol. The record is from RefSeq and is a predicted model, not a curated record. The coding region runs from base 220 to 2667 and encodes 815 amino acids.
CCAUGGCAGCUGCUUCUGGUGCUGCAAGCGGAGCCGAUUCUGGGACUCCCGGGGGUCGUCGGUCGGCGGAUCUGAGCGCUCAGCCGCGAUUCUUUGGUCCUUUGGGGGACCCUGCUGCCUGAAGCAACCCCUUUCAGCCCCCGGGUCCCUUCCCGCCCCAGGCAUCCUUUCCCACCCAGCUUGCAGGGGGUGACAGGCCGCAUCCCUUGCUCCCCCAGGAUGGAGCCGGCCCGUGCCGUCCGCCUGGAGGUCCAGGAGGCCCUGCAAGCCCUCUCCUCUGAGGAUGGCAGCCACAUCGCCUGCACGCUGGGGACCCUGAAGCGUUACCUGAGCGGAGCUGAGAGCCCGGCGCCCCCGGAGGAGCAACAGGAGUUCGCCCGCUUCCACUUUGCAUCCCUUCUGCGGGGUCUGCUGGGCGCCCUGAGUCCCCACUGGCUGCAGCUGCUGCCUGAAGAUCAGCUGGAGCAGCUGUGCACCAAUUUCUUCCUGGAGGGCCCGGCUGGCCAAGCUUUCCUAGUGCUGAUGGAAGGCAUUGAGGGUGCUUCGUGCCCCAGCUUCCGUCUUACGAAGAUGGCGUGCUUGCUGGCCAAGUUUCUGGGCACUGGACGGCUGGUGGCGGUGUUGGAGGAGCAAUGCAGGCAACAGCCUGAGCCAGCCUUCUCCUUGCUCCAGGAGCCACUUCUGAGCCGUGUGGUGGGCCUGCCCGACCGCCUGGCCAACCGUUUGCAGCGAGAGAACCUGCCUGAGUUCCUACCCCAGAACUACUUCCCGCUACUGGGCGAGGCGGUCCUGGGGGCCCUGCAGAGCGUUGUGUGCUCCUUACGGGGUGGCACCCACUGCUCUGUGGCCUUCGUAUCCCAGGCUCUUGGGAAGGCGUGUGUCCUCGGGAGACACCGGGAGGUUCUGGGCGUGCUGGUGCCCCAGCUGACAUCACUCACGGAUGGCAGCUGCCUGUGGCAGCGAGUGUGCUGGCGCCUGGCAGAGCAAGUGCCUGAUCGCGCUGUGGAGGCUGUGCUGACAGGGCUAGUGGAGGCUGUGGCGGGCCCCGAAGUCCUUUCUCGACUCUUGGGGGACCUGGUGGUGAAAAGUCCAAAGGCCCAGUUCGUCCUGACCCGGAAACUGCUGCUUCUUCAGUACCGGCUGUCGGUAUCCGCGCUGCAGAACCUAUUGGGGUACCUUGCUAUGGACAGCCGUCAGCGGCCGCUCUUGGUUCAGGCUCUGAAGGACCUCCUGGAAACAUGGGGCAGCAGCAGCGCCGUCCGCCAUGCACCCUUGGACCAGCAGCGCUAUAUCAGCAAGGCUGUGCUCCUGUGCUUGGUGCAGCUGCCUGUUACUGCACUCAGUGACUGCCAGGAUGAGCUGAUGGCCAGUCUGAUGGCGGGGGUGAAGUGCCACCUGGACAGCAGCCUCCCUGCCGUGCGACGACUGGGCAUGGUCGUGGCUGAGGUAGCCAGUGCCCGGAUUCACCCUGAGGCGCCACCCCUGAAGUUCCAGUAUGAAGAAGAUGAGCUCAGCCGUGAGCUGCUGGCCCUGGUGGAGCCUCGGCCUGCAGGGGACAGUCCCUUGGAGACAGGCCCCGUGACCACAUCAGUGACCACUGAGAUUCCCUGUGAGCGGAGUGUGGACAGCAAACCCCAGUCCUGUGGCUCUGACUCGGAACUUGACAGUGACGAUGAGUUUGUUCCCUACGACAUGUCAGGGGACAGGGAGCUCAAGAGCAGCAAGGCGCCCCUGUACGUGCGUGACUGUGUGGAAGCCUUGACCUCGUCGGAGGAUUUUGAGCGUUGGGAGGCGGCCCUGAGGGCACUCGAGGGGCUGAUUGCCCGGAACCUGGCUGCGGCCCGAGAGGUGAGCGUGGAGCUGGCCGCGGUGCUGCUGCACCUGGAGAAAAAGACCAGCAUGGAGGACUUCGAGGGGCUGCGCCAGCGAGCCUUGGUGGCUGUGACAGUCACAGACCCGAUGCCUGUGGCCAAGUAUCUGACCUCCCAGUUCUACGCAAUCAACUACAGCCUGCGACAACGCAUGGAUGUGCUGGAUGUGUUAACGCUGGCAGCGCAGGAGCUGUCUCGGCCUGGGCGCCCCAGGAAAUCUCCCCUGAGCGUCCCCCUGGCCCCUGCAGCCCCAGUCCCUACUUGGCGAGCUGUGGUGGAGGAGCGAGUCAAGAAGAAGACCCGGCGGCUGUCGCAGGGCAAUUCCAGGUGCAUCCCAGCUGGCAACCCCAACCGCUUCACUCUGCUGGCUGGCUGCUUCUUCUUCCCCCUCAUCCAGCAAUUUGACAGGCCUUUGGUGACCUUUGACCUUCUGGGGAAUGACAGCUUGGUUCUGGGGCGCCUGGCCCACACCCUGGGGGCCCUCAUGUACCUGUCAGUAAAUACCUCGGCAGCUGGGGCCAUGGGCAAAGCCCUGCUGGAAUUCGUUUGGGCCCUGCGGUUCCACAGUGACGCAUAUGUGCGCCAGGGGCUGCUGUCUGCCGUGUCCUCGGUGCUACUGAGCACGCCUGCUGAGCGCCUGUUGGAGGACCUUCCUGAAGAGCUGCUAGAAGCUGGGGCCUGGCUAACAGAUGUGGCUGAGCAGGAUCCGGACCAGGACUGCAGGCUGCUGGCUGUGAAGGCGCUGCUACUUCUGCGGAAACUGCAGGAUAAGCUGCUUCCAGGGCUGCAGACCUGAGUCGGGUCUGCGCCAUGGCCCCACGCCCCGAGUGUGAAAUAAAGGACAGACAUGCCCA